AUGUCGGAUUGUGAUCUUUUGAAAAAAGGUGAUUCGAUUAAAUCGAGAUGGCGAAUAACACAUAAGAUAGGUGGUGGUGGCUUUGGACAGAUCUAUCAAGCUUACGAUAAACUACGGCAAGAGUUCGUCGCCGUCAAAGUCGAAUCGAAUUCUCAAUCGCGGCAAGGCAUUCGAAUGGAAGUCACUGUUUUACGCCGUAUACAAAACCGUCAACAUAUUUGUGAACUAUUCUCUGGUGGAGUGUCAACAUUGUACAAUUACAUGAUCAUGACAUUGCUCGGAUUAAGUCUGAGUGAAAUACGACGAAAUACACAAGAACAGCGUUUUACACUAUCGACCACACUUCGUAUUAGUUUACAAAUUUUAGAAGCGAUUGAGUCUAUUCAUUCGAUUGGUUUUCUACACCGUGAUAUUAAACCGUCGAAUUUUGCCAUUGGCAGAGCGAAUAGUCGGCAAAUCUAUAUUCUUGACUUUGGUCUCGCAAGAAAAUAUACCGAUUAUGGUCAACAUGUGAGACCAGCUCGAACAGAAGCAGGCUUUCGUGGAACUAUUCGAUAUGCAUCCAUCAACGCACACAAUAGUCGUGAUCUUGGGCGACAUGAUGAUUUAUGGAGUUGCUUCUAUAUGCUGAUAGAAUUUUUACUGGGUUCCUUGCCGUGGUCAAAGAUGAAAGACAAAGAGACGGUUGGUCACAUGAAAGCAACAUACGAUUAUACACAGUUCUUUGCCAAUUUGCCUGAUGUGUUCGAAAACUUUCUAGAACAUAUCAAUGACUUGAAAUAUGAAGACAAACCUAAUUAUGAGUAUCUUAGACUGCUGUUUGUAUCAACAAUACAAAGACUCGGAUAUCAUGAUGACGACCCGUAUGACUGGGAGAAAUCUAUCGAACAAGAUGAAAAUGAUGCAUUAGUGCGUCCAGUUGAGUUGAAGUCUCAAUCGAAACAACUCAAAAAUGACGAUCAACGAAUCAAUUGCACUCGCAAUCAAAUCAAACACGAUACCAUCGGUGUUGGUGACCAACAAGCAAUUAUGGGAGAAAAAAUGAACUCUCAACUAAAUCAUCGAUCUCCUGACACAUUAGUACGUUGUAGCGUAUAUGACGCAGGUCAAGCAAUUAGUACUGGCCUAUUAACGUAUGUAUCACAGCAAUUUUCAAAUACCAGUGCUCCGGCUGCUGCUACUGGUGUGCCCAGUCUAUUCUCUCAACGUUCUCCUCGCCAUGACGAAUCGCAAUGUUCAAUUGAACAGAAUAUUCAAGUACCAUUCGGCAGUUAUACCGAAAGUAAUAACCGUCAGCGGACUUCGUCACCUUUUCAUUUACAACGAUUUUCUUCUUGA
Messenger RNA from Adineta ricciae, 1338 nucleotides. The record is from the annotation of a GenBank genome assembly. NCBI's taxonomy places the organism in Eukaryota, Metazoa, Rotifera, Eurotatoria, Adinetida, Adinetidae.